Molecule: messenger RNA, 1219 nt
Organism: Eriocheir sinensis (Chinese mitten crab)
Lineage: Eukaryota; Metazoa; Arthropoda; Malacostraca; Decapoda; Varunidae
Exons: 6
Coding region: 117-821 (234 amino acids)
Source: RefSeq, a predicted model, not a curated record
UUGUUUGUCCCUUCUUCCCACAGCUAUCGGAGACCCACCCCCCUCUACCCCGGCCAUGUAUAUAUCAGGGACACGCACGCCGGUCACUCACUCACCACCUCCAACACAACGCCAUCAUGAAGUCGCUGCUGCUUCUGCCCCUCCUCCUGCUCGGGGUGAACGCGGGGCCUUCCUACACCGAAUGUUACUCUGGUCCUAAUCUCGGUGGCUACUACGUCUACUUCGAUAACUACGCACCGGACCUGUACGCCAACGGGAUCGACAAUGACAUCGAGAGCGUGUAUCAGACAGGCAUGUGGAUAUACUACGAAAACUACGACUAUAAUGUGGCAGCGGCUGGGUUAGUCUACUUCGUCCACGGCAUCGACAUCACCGUAAACUUUCCCGGCGCGUAUUCAAACGUGAUGUCCUCCCUUCGGUUCGCUGGUAGUUUUACGGCGCUGAACGCAGACACGAUCGCGUUCUAUGAGGGCACGUCGUUCACGGGCGUCGAGUAUUACACUGAGUACGACGCCGCCAACUUGGGCCAGAUGGCGGGCAGGGCGUCCUCCAUCAUCGUCACUGGAAGCAGCCCCUGGACCAUCUACACUGGUGAGGGCUACACCGGCUACUACUGGUGUGUGUAUUCCACCGACCAUGACACGGGCAGCAACGGCGCGGUCCUCGACCUUGGCAUCUUCCCCUCCAUCGUAGAUGCGGGGGUCCCCGACAACAGCAUCCAGUCUGUGAGGAAGGGCUGCUGGGGCAAACGUGUGGCCAAGGCUCCGGAGCUCAAAGUGGACGGCCGCCAGAAGAACGGUGCCUGGGGCCGCCUCGAGUGACACCGUCGCCGCCGCCUAGGAUUAGUUAGGUUAUUGACCACACAAAGUAUAAAGUGUGAUUAAAAUCAAAACAGAAUUUCGGACAGCAUAAAAUCAAAAUCAAAACUGCACACUUAGUAUGAACACAUUGUCGACAGAAAAGUUUAAAUCUUGGUUAUUUGAUGUUAUUUGAUCUCGACAGCACAGGCAAGCACCGACGGUAAAGCACACUUCGGCUGUGAGAAGGAAAUGCCAACAGCACCACUUGCAUAGAGAUUACUGAUAUGUACCGUUAAGUUAAGAAGGCAGUUGAGAAGAAAUCUACUAAUUUGUAAGACAGUCGCGUGAUGAUAUGGGUGAAUACUGGAUGUAUUAGCAUAAUAAAGAGCCAGAAAGGUUAUGUUCUGCAAAAAUAUGAA